AUGGAAGACAAACAGUCUCUCGAGGCACGUAUAGUCACAUUAACAAAAAAAUCACGCAAGUUAGAAGACAAGGUUACUUCUCUCGAAGGCAAACUACGAUCUGCUAGCGACUCAUAUCAGCAACUCCUUGAGCGUCUUGAUGCAGGCUCAUCAAAUCUACAUGAUAGUACCUUGCAUGACCCAGUUGUUGCUCUUGUCAUGAGCAUAGAUCCAUCCCCUCUGCUCGAUGAACAGAUGAUUGACAAGCCGCAGAAGUUAUUCUAUCGAAAGGCAGACUGGACCAAUGAGAAGAAGAGGACUCGCGGUGUCCUCGACGCACUCGAUGUGGACGAUAUCUCAGGCCCAGGGCCAUGUCACUACUUGAUUCAAAAGGACCGCAGUGUUGCAUCAGGAGAGGAUCAAGAGACAAUGCGCAAUGAAGCACGCGCAGCUUGGACAACUAUGAAAAUUUAUGGACACUGUGGGACAACAUGGACGAAGACCGACACAUUUGGUCAGACUUUUUUUUAUCGUCACAUGCGUGCACAUUUCUCCGAGUUCCGGUACUGUGUGCAUGACUGGAAGGCACGUCAAUUUGCAACAACCUAUUUCCCUGCUUGGAGUGGAAAGCCCGAAGAGGAUCCUGGUAUCAAAACAGAAUCUGUAAAGGUCGAAUCUGCUCUGGACAUCAAGAUGGAACACUUCAGUAGCACAGCCCCAUUACAGAGGUUGAGCUCUGCCAAAUCCAAAUGCCCACCUUCCCUUACGAUUUUCACCUUGGCUAUUCAACGAGUUCCAUCUCUCCCAUCAUCAUCAACAGCUGUUGUCAGACCUCUCGUGGCAGCUGGAACAUUGUUUGUCAACAAGGGAAAGAAUUGUGCCGUCCAAAUCAUCAGCCCACUGGCGCAUACUGCAGAUCAAUACAGCACAUCGACUAAUCUCAAUGCAGAUAUUGUCUCCCUCGGACAGACUGCAGAUCAACACAUGUCGGCUGAUCUUGAUGCAGAUAUCAUCCCCCUCGAACAGCCAAAUUCACUUACGAUAGUCGAACAAGAGGACAACUAUGAAGGCAUCGUCGACACUCAUAUUCACAGCAUUUUCGAAUCCAACACAUCUCCGACCGACUCGAAAAUGAUUUGUUCUGUGCCUGAGCUUGCACCCACAUCGCCGCCACCUUCUGCUUCAAUCCACAGUCUUCUUGAGAACCUUGCGUCGUCGUUGAAAACACCUGUUACUGGACCGAUCACCCCUGCUUUUGCUAAUGUGACACUUGCAGAUAUUCCCAUAAUACAUCCGGUCGGACUCGGAAUGCAACCACCUGCUGCCAGUAUGCCACCGUUGAUGGGCAUUCCAAAGAAGAAAAAAGAAUCAAACCUGAACGCUGUGCUGCGUCCCACCAAAUCAAAUACCGCUAGAAACCUAUGUGCCAUCGCAUACAAAGAACAAAACAAAGGGAGAGCUGUUACUGUCGGUGAAUUUGCUGCAUACUGGGACAAUAUGUCCGAAGAGAUGCGAAAGCCAUUUGUUGAUCAAGUUGAACAAAUUAAACGGGCUAAAGCAAGCGCUAUCGAGUGCGCUACUGGUAGCAUGGUCAAUAACAGUCACCCCCAGGAAUAA
Messenger RNA from Suillus discolor, 1596 nucleotides. RefSeq lists its product as uncharacterized. Lineage: Eukaryota; Fungi; Basidiomycota; Agaricomycetes; Boletales; Suillaceae. The record is from RefSeq and is a predicted model, not a curated record. The coding region runs from base 1 to 1596 and encodes 531 amino acids. The transcript has 6 exons.